GCCUGUCCAUGACCAAUCUCCAUCUCCGCUCAUCAUUUUGCACCGCCAAAUCUUGAGACAGUGAAUCGUGCAUGUAAAUAGUUUCACGCUUGGUAGAAAUAUCAGUCAAGCGCAGGACUCACGUCACGAUUUCUCUCUUUCAACAGCACUCAACUUCUAUCCUUACAUCCGUUCUCGCCUUCGGACCCAGUCGCUAUCAUGUCUACCGCUGCUCGUCGCCGUCUCAUGCGAGACUUCAAGCGCAUGCAAACCGACCCCCCCGCUGGCGUCUCUGCUUCACCUGUACCAGACAAUGUCAUGACCUGGAACGCCGUCAUCAUCGGCCCCGCAGACACUCCGUUUGAAGAUGGCACCUUUCGACUUGUGAUGCAGUUCGAAGAGCAAUAUCCCAACAAGCCUCCCCAAGUCAAGUUCAUCAGCCAGAUGUUCCACCCCAACGUCUACGCCACCGGAGAGCUUUGUCUCGACAUUCUGCAAAAUCGAUGGAGUCCUACGUAUGAUGUCGCUGCUGUCUUGACCAGUAUCCAAAGUUUACUUAACGAUCCUAACACUGGUUCACCUGCGAACGUCGAAGCCUCCAACCUAUACAAGGACAACCGAAAGGAAUACACCAAGCGUGUCAGAGAGACAGUGGAGAAGAGCUGGGAAGACUGAACGGCCGAACUCAAAAAGGACAGAGAACGGUAUGCCAACGUCGACCUGUCCAGCAAGGCACAGAUCAGGUUGCUCAAACAGUGAAAGUGCUCUGCAGCCCA
Messenger RNA from Fusarium redolens, 755 nucleotides. RefSeq names its product ubiquitin-conjugating enzyme E2. Gene Ontology annotation, molecular function: ubiquitin conjugating enzyme activity. NCBI's taxonomy places the organism in Eukaryota, Fungi, Ascomycota, Sordariomycetes, Hypocreales, Nectriaceae. Gene Ontology annotation, cellular component: HULC complex. Gene Ontology annotation, biological process: proteasome-mediated ubiquitin-dependent protein catabolic process; protein polyubiquitination; DNA repair. The record is from RefSeq and is a predicted model, not a curated record. The transcript has 4 exons. Bases 199 to 654 code for a protein of 151 amino acids.